Symbiodinium necroappetens is the source of this 1635-nucleotide messenger RNA. Lineage: Eukaryota; Dinophyceae; Suessiales; Symbiodiniaceae. The record is from the annotation of a GenBank genome assembly.
AUGUUGUUAUGGUAUGUCUGGGAAGCAGGGCUCUCAGUCCAUACCUUUGCUGCAUGUCCGCUGUUUAGUACCCAGGUUUUGUCAGAAGUCUCACUAAUCAUGACGCGUUUGCUGGGUUCUGGCCUCGGCCUUGUCUUCCUGCGGCUCUCGCUGUGCUGGGCGGAGACCGGAACCGAGACAUGCGCCCCGGGAACCCGUCGACACCCGAGCUUUCCGCCCUUCGGCCUCAGCCACAGCGAGACGGCCGAGUGGUUCAAGAUGAACCUGCCUCCGAUGUUACCAGCACCUCAGAUGAGCGCCCAGGAAAAGCAAUACGCACGAUGGUCGGCAGUGGAGUAUAUUUCCGCCCGCCGGGCGGGGCAGGUGACUUGCGAAGAGUACACAUCAGCCUUGAUCAAGAGGAUCCGAUAUUACAAGGACAUGAAUCAGUUCAUGAACUGGGACAACGAUCCCGACUGGAUCAAGCGUGUGCUAGCUGCAGCCAAAAGGAUGGACAAGAAGGCAAAGGCGGAGGGCCUCGAGUCCAUCGCUCCACUCUACGGUCUGCCCAUCCCCAUGAAAGGAACCAUGGCCACAGACGACUUCAUCUCUUCCGCUGGCGUUGGGAUUUUGCACGACCUCCGGGCCAAGGACAAUGCGGACUUCAUCAAGAUCGUCCUUGAGAAAAAUGGCAUCGUUUUGGGGAAGACUAACGUCCCAGAAUUUGCCGCCUCGCUUGUGACUUGCAACUACGCGAACGGUUGCACCAUGAAUCCCCAUGAUCACACACUCACCAGCGGUGGGUCCAGUGGCGGCUCAGGAUCGGCAGUUGGAUCAUACCUGGCACCAGUGGCGGUUACGGAGGACACCGGUGGCUCUACCCGUGCGCCUGCUUUCUCAAAUGGCAACUUUGGCUACGACCCAACCCGCGGGCAUUUUCCCAAUGCUGGCAAUCCAGGUAUGGCCUUGAUUCUGGACCAGUUGGGCCUCAAUGCCCGGAGCAUCGACGACAUCCUCCUCAUCGAUGGAGCUGUAAGUGGCUACGAUCCUGCAACAGUCAAGGCCAAAAAGAUCAGUGAACUCCGUGUCGGUGUGCCUCGCUACCCGUUCGUGGAGGCUUACAUCCCGGCAGGGGGUGACAACCCGUUCGGGUACAUCGAGGCCCCCAUGGCCUACAUGCCUUCCCAGCCCAUCAUGGCAAAGUACGAGGCAGCCAAGGAGGCUCUGAAAAAGGCAGGCGCCACACUGGUAGCCAAAGAGUGGCCAUCUGAAUCAGGUCAGAAUGUACUCGCGAAAGCCUUCUUCCAGAUGAAGAUGGGAAAUGAAGUGGUCAGUGCCCAAGGUCACGUCUUCGCCACGUACAUGGGUCAGGUGGCGCAGUGGAUGUAUGAUUACCUGGGUGCAAAUGUCACUAUCGAACAAGUCAUUGCCGACGCGCAGAGCGCGGGUGCGGGCCAUUCUCCAAGAGGCUUCAUGACGCUCUCAAGUGUCCUGAGUGAAGCGAAGCUCAACUUCAUCCUUCAGGAGCUCAGGGCUGCGGGGGCCGAUGCCUGGAACAGGCUCUUCGACGAGGAGGAGCUGGAUGCCAUCUUGAUCCCAGGGUACCUGCACACCCCGACCUACGAGUGCAUGGCCGCAUCGACCUGUGUGCACCAG